AUGAAAUUUGUUACAUUAUUCAGCAUAGUAAAUGCAAUUAGUGUUGAAUGUGCCAGUUUGCAGUUUUUCGAUUAUCAGGGAGAGUUUAUUCCAUACCAGCAGGAUAUUUUGAAGAGUGGUUCAUAUGACAGUGAUGGGUUUAAAGAUGCAACCUUGGAGGAAAAAUGGGGGCAAGAAUGGGCGUUUGACGGUAUACCAACGUUUGCACAUCUAAAUCACACCAGAUGUCUGCUUGACGACCAAGUGUCGUUUGAUAUUGGUAUUAUUGGCAUACCAUUUGAUACUGCCACGACAUACAGAUCUGGAGCCAGGUUUGGACCACGUGCAAUUAGGGAUGCUUCUCAGAGACAAAGUUCAAUGAGGAGCUUCAAUCAACGUGCUGGAUUGAAUCCAUAUCUUGAUUGGGCCAAGUUCCUUGAUUGCGGAGAUAUGCCAAUCACCCCAAUGGACAAUACCAUUGCAUUGAAGCAAAUGACGUUUGGAUUUGAGGAGUUGAUUCUGAAACGGGAAAAUGUUGACAAGUUUAAUGGACAUAAGACUCCCAAACUGAUUGCCUUGGGUGGGGACCAUUCAAUCACAUUACCACACCUAAGAUCGUUGAAGCAGGUUUACGGACAAAUUGCUGUGAUUCAUUUUGAUGCGCACAUCGACACAUGGUCACCUAAGGCCUUCCCCAAUUACUGGUCUUCGAAUCAGAGUGAUUUCAAUCACGGGUCAAUGUUAUGGAUGGCCCAUAACGAAGGGUUGAUUAGUAACAAUUCCAAUGUACAUAUUGGACUACGUACCAAGUUGAUGGGCACCGACUGGAACGACUAUGAGGAUGAUACCAGACAAGGAUGGACCAGGUACAGCGGAGAUGAUGUGUGGAUCAAUGGAAGGGAAGGACUGGACAAUAUGAUUGAGGAAAUCCACCACCGGAUCGGCGAUCUGCCAACUUUCAUUAGUUUGGAUGUCGACUGUAUGGAUCCGGCAUUCACUCCAGGUACAGGCACAAUUGAGCCCGGCGGAAUGUUACCCCGUGAGGUGAUUUACUUAUUGCGUAGGUUUGACUUGAAUAUUGUUGGCGCCGAUGUAGUUGAAGUUGCACCUGUCUAUGACAAUGCGGAAGUUACAAGCACAAACGCUGCACAAGUUGUCUACGAGAUUGCCACCAACAUGGUGCUCAGAGGGAAGCGGGAGAAGAAAGAAGAGGAGGUGGCAUAA
This is a messenger RNA of Pichia kudriavzevii, 1203 nucleotides long. RefSeq lists its product as uncharacterized. Gene Ontology annotation, molecular function: agmatinase activity; metal ion binding. The record is from RefSeq and is a predicted model, not a curated record. Bases 1 to 1203 code for a protein of 400 amino acids. The transcript has a single exon. NCBI's taxonomy places the organism in Eukaryota, Fungi, Ascomycota, Pichiomycetes, Pichiales, Pichiaceae.